UGAACAGCAGAGUGAUGAGCUGAGCUCGUCCUCGGCGAGCUGCUGACUGACCAACCGACCAAUCGACUGACCCAUAAUCAUGUGACCCACGUGUGGUCGCUUUAGCCUCUGCUGCACCUGUUGGGCGGAAUUAUUAUCCACAGCGGAGAUCUGUCUGUCUGCUCUGCUCCAUCCAUCCCUCUGCUCGCGUGGACAGCUGAGAGAAGAAGAAGAUGAUGGACAACACUACAGACCAGGGAGCUGAGGUUAAUUCUUCCUUUGGUUCACCAGUCGGAUGCAGAAGUUUGUCUGCAAACAUGGAGGAUCCUUGGCUCUUCAAAUACCAGAGAAAUGACGACGAGGCCGUGGUGGACAGAGGAGGGACACGUUCCCAACAGAGGGCCAACUUUGAGCAGGAAGAUCUUGAAGGUCACAGGACUCUCUACAUCGGUGUCCACAUCCCCAUGGGCAGUACCAGGCACAACAGCCAGCGCAGGCGCCAUCACCAUGGAAACAAGCACAGAAGGAAGAGCAGGGACCGGGCCCUCACCUUGGUUGAGGGGAGAGAGUCUCCUGUUUAUGACACUCCAUCCCAGAGAGUGCAGUUCCUGCUUGGAGCCGAGGACGACGACGAGGAGCACAUUCCCCAUGACCUCUUCACAGAGAUGGAUGAGAUCUGUGUGACGGAUGGAGAGGAUUCUGGGUGGAGGGAAACUGCCAGGUGGCUGAAGUUUGAGGAGGAUGUUGAGGACGGAGGAGAGCGGUGGAGCAAACCCUACGUGGCCACGCUGUCACUGCACAGUCUGUUUGAGCUGCGCAGCUGCAUUAUCAACGGCACUGUGCUGCUCGACAUGAGGGCCAAAACCAUGGAUGAGAUUGCAGACCUGGUCCUGGACCAUCAGGAGUUACUCUCACCACUGGGUGACGAGCUCAGAAAGAAAGUCCGGGAGACACUUUUGAAGCAGCACCAUCAUCAGAACCAGAAGAAACUGGCUAACCGCCUUCCUAUUGUACGCUCACUCGCCGACAUGGGGCGGCGGGCAUCAGAGCUUCACUUGGACAAGAAUGGUCAGAUGUCGUCUUCCCAGUCUCAGUUAGCGGGUCAGGAUGGAAAAGGAGACGCCAGUAGAGAGAACAGUUCUUUUGACUUCAGCAAGAUAGACCUUCAUUUCAUGAAGAAGAUUCCACCAGGUGCUGAAGCCUGUAACGUGUUAGUGGGAGAGCUGGAUUUUCUCAACAAACCAGUGGUGGCGUUUGUUCGUCUUUCCCCAGCGGUUUUACUCAGUGGUCUGGCUGAAGUUCCCAUUGCUACAAGGUUUCUGUUCAUUCUCCUGGGGCCCUUGGGUAAGGGCCUUCAGUAUCAUGAGAUUGGUAGGUCCAUUGCAACACUUAUGACAGAUGAGGUUUUCCAUGAUGUUGCAUAUAAAGCUAAAGAUCGAAAUGAUCUGAUCACCGGGAUUGAUGAAUUUCUCGAUCAGGUGACAGUUCUGCCUCCAGGAGAGUGGGACCCGUCUAUACGGAUCGAGCCACCAAAAAAUGUACCGUCUCAGGAGAAGAGGAAGAAAAACAACAUUUUACCCAAUGGUUUAGCUGGUGGCGAUGAGGAGGAUGAAAACAGUGGUCACUGUGGCCCAGAACUGCAGCGCACUGGAAGAUGGUUUGGUGGACUCAUUCUCGAUAUCAAGCGAAAGGCACCGUCCUACCUGUCUGACUACACUGAUGCUAUGAGUUUGCAGUGCAUCGCCUCUUUCCUGUUCCUCUACUGCGCCUGCAUGUCUCCUGUCAUCACCUUCGGAGGACUACUGGGCGAGGCAACAGAAGGACGCAUUAGUGCGAUUGAAUCGCUGUUUGGAGCCUCACUGACUGGAAUAGCCUAUUCCCUCUUUGCUGGGCAGCCUCUCACCAUUCUGGGCAGCACAGGACCGGUGCUUGUAUUUGAAAAGAUAUUAUUCCAAUUUUGCAAGCAGUAUGGCUUAUCCUAUCUGUCACUGAGGACAUGUAUUGGUCUGUGGACAGCUUUCCUCUGUCUUGUGCUGGUGGCCACAGACGCCAGUUCCCUCGUCCGUUACAUCACACGCUUCACAGAGGAAGCGUUCGCCUCACUCAUCUGCAUCAUCUUCAUCUACGAGGCGCUGGAGAAACUUUUCCACCUGGGGGAUCACUAUCCCUUCAAUAAGAACAACAACCUGGACAAACUCACCACGUACUCAUGCUCUUGUGUUGAGCCUUCUGACCUCAACAAUGGCACCAUGAAGUUCUGGGAGAUCAACAAUGUCACUCCCUCAGAAAUCUACUGGGAGGCGCUGGAGGUCAAGGACUGCAUUGAGAAGCGAGGCGAGUUUGUGGGCAGUGCCUGUGGCCCACAUGGGCCCUAUGUUCCCGAUGUCCUCUUCUGGUGUGUUAUUCUCUUCUUUUCCACUGUCUUCAUGUCCGCCUUCCUAAAGGAGUUCAGGUUCAGCAAUUACUUUCCCACAAAGGUGAGGGCCGUCAUUAGUGACUUUGCUGUUUUCUUCACCAUCGUUACUAUGGUCUUAGUCGACUACACCUUAGGGAUUCCCUCUCCAAAGCUUAAUGUUCCCAGUGUGUUUAAGCCAACUAGGGAUGACCGAGGUUGGUUCAUCAACCCGCUGGGGCGCAACCCCUGGUGGACGGCAGUCGUCACGUUGAUACCAGCUCUACUUUGCACCAUUCUCAUUUUCAUGGACCAGCAGAUCACUGCUGUCAUCAUCAACAGGAAGGAGCACAAGCUCAAGAAAGGCUGUGGGUACCACCUGGAUCUGUUCAUGGUGGGGGUGAUGCUUGGUGUGUGCUCCUUGAUGGGUUUGCCGUGGUUCGUGGCAGCCACCGUCCUCUCCAUCAGCCACGUCAACAGCCUAAAGCUCGAGUCCGAGUGCUCAGCUCCCGGUGAGCAGCCCAAGUUCCUCGGCAUCAGAGAGCAACGCUUCACUGGCCUCAUGAUCUUCACUCUGAUGGGCUGCUCUGUCUUUAUGACAUCUGUGCUGAAGUUCAUCCCUAUGCCUGUGUUGUAUGGAGUGUUCCUUUACAUGGGAGCGUCUUCUCUGCGAGGAAUUCAGUUCUUUGACCGUCUGACACUGUACGGCAUGCCGGCCAAGCACCAGCCAGACUUCAUCUAUCUCCGACAUGUGCCCCUGAGGAAGGUGCACCUGUUCACCAUCAUUCAGCUCAGCUGUUUGGUUCUGCUCUGGGUCAUCAAGACCUCCAGGGCUGCCAUCGUCUUCCCGAUGAUGGUCUUAGCUCUCGUGUUCAUCAGGAAGUUGAUGGACUGCAUCUUCACCAAGAGAGAGCUGAGCUGGCUGGACGACCUCAUGCCAGAGAGCAAGAAGAAGAAGCUUGAGGAUGCUGAAGAGGAGGAGGAGCAGAGUAUACUGGCAGAAGAUGAGGGAGUAGAACAAAUGCCGUUAGACGGGUACAAAGGAUUACCCGUCAUCAACAUCACGGAUGAAAUGUCAAAAGGCUCCUUUGGAAACACAUGGAAUGCCAGUAGUUCUUUUCUGUGAAUUCUCGGUCUGUGUUGAGGGCAGACCAAGAAUUUUGCAGAUUAUGGGGUGUCAAACUCACGUGGACCUCCUUUGAAAAUCAUGUUAUCAUGAGCUGAAGCACAGCUGCCAGCCAGGUAUGGCAAUAUUUUUACAAUAGUAAUAAUUAUGACAUUUCAUUGUAAUCAGCGCGUGAUUAAAUGUAUUACAAUUAUAUAUAUGUGUGUGUGUAUAUAUAUGCAUAUUUAUAUAUAUGCAUAUAUUCUUGUUUGGUGAUUCAGUUACAGUUGUCCACGUUAUUAUUUAGUAAACGUUAGACUUAUUUCUGUUCUUGAUAUUUAUAGAUUGUGAUGUUUUUAUUGUGAAGUACACCUCAUUCAAUAUCAAAACAAACACUUUUACUUUGAAAUCGGUGAGAUAUCGUUGUUAAUCUCUUAAAUUCUCUAGACCGCCCUCCUACUGGCCAGAUUAGACGCUCAUUGUCUCCCCCAGGUCAUUUGAGUUUGACACCCCUGUUGGAAACAAGAUGUUCCGCAUGAAAUGAGAGAAAGAUGAAGGACGAUGUUGUGCGUCUCUGUUGCUGUCACGUCUGUGUGUUUAUCACCAAAUCUACAUUGUGCGGCGUGGAUUAUAAAUCCUACAAAUCAGUUUUUUUGUAAAUGUGUGUGGUAUCUUAUGUGUCUCAAACAGUCUUGUCUGCUCUUUCAGUUUGUCCUUCUGUGUAAACUGUAAAAAUGGAAAGCCAAGAGUAUUCACUCUUGAUUUCAAGUCGUCUACAUGUUGUUUUAUUGUAUUGCUGUAAACCUUGCAUUUUGAGAUUAUCAUUCCAUUGGAUCCUUUAUUCAUAUAAUAACCAGGCCGUAUUGUUAAAAUAAAUCUGAUGAUUUUUUUUUCCUGAAAAGUCACAUGGAAAACCCUGCAUAAUGCACAUUUUUCUCAUGUGACGGCUUUAAAAUUUUGCCUUGCAACCCUUAAGUAGCAAAAGAUGACAUGCUUUAGAGUAUUUACAAAGAACAGUAUUAUGUACAUCUGUUCAAAAACAAAUACUUAAAUACUUUCUAGGUGAAAAUAUAAAUAUUCCAAUACAUAUUUACAUGAGAAAUUAAGUAUUUAUAUGUUUGUGUAAUUAAAUAAUUGCUGCAGAAUAUAUUGUAGCCUAACAGACCCUUGGAGUAUGUUAUUGCUUAAGUGUGUUAAUAUAAACAUGGAUAUCAAGAAUACUGUAAAAAUUAAUAAGCAAUAUCAUGAAGCCAUUUUCCCCCUAAAUGAUUAAAAAACUCCUCUGAAGAGGCUGAAUUGUCAGUGUUAUCCGAAUGUAAUAAAUACUUACGAGCA
Molecule: messenger RNA, 4811 nt
Organism: Solea senegalensis (Senegalese sole)
Lineage: Eukaryota; Metazoa; Chordata; Actinopteri; Pleuronectiformes; Soleidae
Gene: slc4a10b
Product: solute carrier family 4 member 10b
Exons: 27
Coding region: 213-3497 (1094 amino acids)
Biological process (GO): transmembrane transport; regulation of intracellular pH; bicarbonate transport
Cellular component (GO): plasma membrane; basolateral plasma membrane
Molecular function (GO): monoatomic anion transmembrane transporter activity; sodium:bicarbonate symporter activity; solute:inorganic anion antiporter activity
Source: RefSeq, a predicted model, not a curated record